AUGGAAGAAGAAGAAGUAGGUCAUCAGCAAAAUGAUCAGCAUCGGGUGUGCGACUACUGUGAAACCUCGGUGGCUCUUGUCUACUGCAAAGCAGACUCCGCCAAGCUGUGUCUGGCCUGCGACAAGCAAGUCCACGUCACCAACCAGCUCUUCUCAAAACACUUCAGGUCACUCCUCUGCGACUCCUGCGAUGACUCUCCCUCCUCCGUUUUCUGCGACAAGGAAAGGUCUUUGCUGUGCCAGAACUGCGACUGGCAACACCACUCUUCCUCUUCCUCUCUUCACACCCGCAGGCCCUUCGAAGGCUUUUCCGGCUGUCCCUCUGUCACCGAGUUGAUGGCGCUCGUGGGCCUCCAUGACCUCACUCACAAACCUCUCUCUCCUAAUUAUUCCCAGGAUCUCUUGCUUUGGGAGACCCCUGAAAUCCUCAACGAUCUGACUGCUUCAGGUCACAAUCUCCGGGCCACGGAUGUUCCUCCUCUGCCUAAGAAUCGUCACGCCACGUGCGGUAAACACAAGGAGGAGAUGAUAAGACAGCUCCGAGAACUAGCGAGAACCGAGUCGAGCUGUCUGAAAUAUAAAACCGUAGAUGGAGAUGCUGAUCUUGACGCCGGAUUCCAGUUCCUGUCACCGGAAAAAGAUGAUGAUUUGUUUUCUACAUGCCUUGAGGUGAGUGGACUGAAAUGGUUCGAGGAUCAAGAGGACUUCACAGCAUACUCUUCUCUGCAAAAUAACUUGUUUGAGUCAGAUCAUAACGAGAACCGGAGAGGCGGCCCUCAUGCGCAAGAGCAAGAGCAAGAGUCAUCGGUGAUGGUUCCGGUUUGCACGGCUACAAGAUCAAUGUUGUCGACGCUGCCUUGCCAUGAGAUGAGCACUCUUGACAGAAACUCUGCUCUCUCUCGCUACAAAGAGAAGAAGAAAUCGAGAAGGUACGAGAAGCACAUCAGAUAUGAAUCACGCAAGGUUCGUGCAGAAACCAGGACAAGAAUCCGGGGACGUUUUGCUAAGUCAGACCAUCCUUGA
Messenger RNA from Microthlaspi erraticum, 1023 nucleotides. NCBI's taxonomy places the organism in Eukaryota, Viridiplantae, Streptophyta, Magnoliopsida, Brassicales, Brassicaceae. The record is from the annotation of a GenBank genome assembly.